Ostreococcus tauri is the source of this 1437-nucleotide messenger RNA. RefSeq names its product Tryptophan synthase beta chain/beta chain-like. Gene Ontology annotation, molecular function: tryptophan synthase activity. Bases 1 to 1437 code for a protein of 478 amino acids. Lineage: Eukaryota; Viridiplantae; Chlorophyta; Mamiellophyceae; Mamiellales; Bathycoccaceae. Gene Ontology annotation, cellular component: cytoplasm. The record is from RefSeq and is a predicted model, not a curated record. The transcript has a single exon. Gene Ontology annotation, biological process: L-tryptophan biosynthetic process.
AUGGCGGCGGUGACCGCGGCGCGCGCGCGCGUGACCACGACAUCGCGCGCGAUGGGGGUCGAUAAGGGACGACCCACCGCGGCGCCGGGCCGGGGUGCGACGACGACGCGACGGGCGGUGACGCCGGUGACGCCGGGUGGGGACAUCUCCAAGGAACAACGCCCGGACGCGGCGGGGCGGUACGGGCGGUACGGGGGGAAGUACGUGCCGGAGACGUUGAUUCCGGCGCUCGCGGAACUCGAGCGCGAGUACGAGGCGAUCAAGACGGACGCGGCGUUCCAGGCGGAAUUGAAGAGCGUUUUGAAGGAUUACGUCGGGAGAGAGAGCCCGUUGUAUCACGCCGAACGAUUGAGCGAGGCGUUUAAGGAUGCGGACGGGAACGGGCCGGAGGUGUAUCUGAAGCGCGAAGACCUGAAUCACACCGGGGCGCACAAGAUUAACAACGCGGUCGGUCAGGCGCUGUUGGCGAAGCGCAUGGGGAAGAAGCGCAUCAUCGCCGAGACCGGUGCGGGACAACACGGCGUCGCGACGGCCACGGUGUGCGCGCGAUUCGGUUUGGAGUGUAUCAUUUACAUGGGCGCGGCGGACAUGGAGCGACAAAAGCUCAACGUGUUCCGCAUGCGCUUGCUCGGCGCCACGGUUCGCCCGGUGUGGGCGGGCACGGCCACGCUCAAGGACGCCACGUCCGAGGCCAUUCGUGACUGGGUGACGAACGUCGAGGACACGCACUACAUCCUCGGUUCCGUCGCCGGUCCGCACCCGUAUCCGAUGAUGGUGCGCGACUUCCACGCGUGCAUCGGACAAGAGACGAGAGCGCAAGCUAUGGAAAAGUGGGGCGGUCUUCCGGAUAUCCUCGUCGCGUGCGUUGGCGGUGGAUCCAACGCCAUGGGCUUGUUCCACGAGUUCAUCAACGACGAGUCCGUACGCAUCAUCGGCGUCGAAGCCGGCGGCGAGGGCAUCGCGCCGGGUCAAAAGCACGCCGCCACGCUCACGCUCGGCACCCCGGGUGUGCUUCACGGCUCGUUCUCCUACUUGAUUCAAGAUGAAGAGGGUCAAAUCGUCGAACCGCACUCCAUCUCCGCCGGUCUCGACUACCCGGGCAUCGGUCCGGAGCACGCCUUCUUGAAGGAUUUCGGUCGCGUCGAGUACCACGCCAUCACGGAUAAGGAGGCGCUCGACGCGUUCGUGAACACGUCGCGUUUGGAAGGUAUCAUCCCGGCGCUCGAGACUUCCCACGCCUUGGCGUACUUAUGGAAGCUCUGCCCGGGUCUCCCGAACGGCACCAAGGUUGUCCUCAACUGCUCUGGUCGCGGCGACAAGGAUGUGAUGACCGCCGCCAAGUUCCUUGACAUCAGCGGUGAGGUCGGCGAGGCGCCCCCGGGCACUCGCAUUCCCCCGGGUGCUCCCGGCGGACCGCCGCUCGGCGGUGCGCGAUAA